Molecule: messenger RNA, 2946 nt
Organism: Leucoraja erinaceus (little skate)
Lineage: Eukaryota; Metazoa; Chordata; Chondrichthyes; Rajiformes; Rajidae
Product: zinc finger protein 239-like
Exons: 1
Coding region: 119-1159 (346 amino acids)
Biological process (GO): regulation of transcription by RNA polymerase II
Cellular component (GO): nucleus
Molecular function (GO): DNA-binding transcription factor activity, RNA polymerase II-specific; RNA polymerase II transcription regulatory region sequence-specific DNA binding
Source: RefSeq, a predicted model, not a curated record
UUAGGAGCAGUUGCAGUGGACAGAGAGAUGGGGAUGUGACCGGCCAUUGAGGGCAGCCAGGGUGCCGGUGAGCCCCCCCCAUCAGCUCGGUGAGCAGGCUGAGCUUCAAGGGGCUUCGAUGGAGGACUACAUGGCGGGGCACAACAAGGAGAAGCAUUGUGAGUGCGACGUGUGUGGCAAGGCCUGGCAGUGCCCGAGUGAGCUGGACAUCCACCGGCGGGUGCACACGGGCAAGAAGCCCUAUGGCUGCUCCACCUGUGGCAAGAGCUUUGCCCGGUUGUCGGGGCUACGGGGGCAUCAGCUGGUGCACAGCAGUGAGCGGCCUUUCACCUGCUCCGACUGUGGCAAAGGCUUCAAGUCGUCCAAGGACCUGAAGACACACAGCUGCCUGCAUACUAGGGAGUGGCCCUACACCUGCAGCUACUGCGGCAAGGGCUUCACCCAGUCCAGCAAGCUGCUGAGGCAUCAGCACACCCACAACGGCGAGCGUCCCUACAUCUGUUCCCAGUGCGGCAAGGGCUUCACCCGCUCCGACAGCCUGCUGGAGCACCAGCGCACCCACACCGGGGCGCGCCCCUACACCUGUUCUCAGUGCGGCAAGGGCUUCACCCGCUCCUACACCCUGCUGGAGCACCAGCGCACCCACACUGGGGUGCGCCCCUACACCUGCGCCCCGUGCGGCAAGAGCUUCACCCGCUCCAGCUACCUGCUGGAGCACCAGCGCACCCACACCGGCAGGCGCCCCUACACCUGCGCCCAAUGUGGCAAGGGCUUCACCCGCUCCAACAACCUGCUGAAACACCAGCGUACCCACACCGGGGAGCGCCCCUACACCUGCGUCCAGUGUGGCAAGGGCUUCACCCGCUCCACCAGCCUGCUGUUGCACCAGCGGACUCACACCGGGGAGCGCCCCUACACAUGCGUCCAGUGUGGCAAGGGCUUCACCCGCUCCUCCAGCCUGCUGGAGCACCAGCGGACCCACACUGGGGAGCGCCCCUACACCUGCGCCCAGUGUGGCAAGGGCUUCACCCGCUCCAACAACCUGCUGUUGCACCAGCGCACCCACACCGGCGAGCGCCCCUACACCUGCGCCCAGUGUGGCAAGGGCUUCACCCGCUCCUACAGCCUGCUGCAACACCAGCGCACCCACACCGGCUAGCGCAUUUUCACAUGUGCCCAGUGCGGCAAGGGCUUCACCCGCUCCACCAAGCUGCUGUCCCACCAUCGGGUGCAUGCCGGUGACCGUCCCGUCCCCAGCCCGGUGUGUGGAGAGCGCUUUGCCUGGGCCUCCAACGCCCUGUCUCAGCAGUGCACACCAGUGGCCAGCCCUACGACUGCCCGUACUGCGGUGAGGCGUUUGACAACUUGCGGGGAUUGCGGCAAUACUGGCGGGCUCACGCCGGCGAGCGGCUGCUCCCACUGCGGCAAGCAUUUCAAGAGCGCACGGGGGCUGCGGGUGCAUCAGUGGAUACACCCUUUGUAUCGCUGAGAGACUCUUUGUGUGAGUUGAGUAUGGUAAGGGUUUCACCCGCAUGUCCAGCCUGCGCAGCACCAGCGUACCCACAGCAGUGAGCAUGGCUUCCCCUGCCCCUCCCGUCCUGCCUUGACCACCUGAUGGAGCACCGGCGAGUCCACACUGGCCAGCGCUCCUUCGCCUGCCCACUCUGUGGCAAGGCCUUUGCCAGUUCCUCCGUCAUCCUAGGUCCUCUGGCCACUAAUACAUCUGGGAGAUUGUUUGUGAAGACAGAUCUAAAGUACCUGUUCAACAUGUCUGCCAGGCAUCUGGAUAGAAGUGAGGCAUCUAGAUAGUUCCAAGAUACAGGCGUUGGAGUAUGGAAUCCAACAAACAACUUCCACACAGAACACAGUGAACUCGCUGUUGUAAGAAAAACAAGCUUCCUUAUCUGUUUAAGAGGGAACUGCAGAUGCUGGAGAAUCGAAGGUUACACAAAAAAGCUGGAGAAACUCAGCGGGUGCAGCAGCAUCUAUGGAGCGAAGGAAAUAGGCAACGUUUCGGGCCGAAACCCUUCUUCAGACUGGAGAAGGGUUUCGGCCCGAAACGUUGCCUAUUUCCUUCGCUCCAUAGAUGCUGCUGCACCCUCUGAGUUUCUCCAGCUUUUUUGUGUAAGCUUCCUUAUCUGAUUAGAAUGUUGGCUUUGCGCCCAUAUCCCUUUACAUGCACAAGGAGGUAUCUCUUUGCUUGCUCAUGGACGGGUUCCAACCAAAAUUAUAAUCGGACUUAUGUGGCUCCAUUUUGUAACUGAUUAAUGAGAAAAAGUAUUUAAAUCCUUUCUUAGAAACAUAGAAAUUAGGUGCAGGAGUAGGCCAUUCGGCCCUUCGAGCCUGCACCGCCAUUCAAUAUGAUCAUGGCUGAUCAUCCAACUCAGUAUCCCGUACCUGCCUUCUCUCCAUACCCUCUGAUCCCCUUAGCCACAAGGGCCACAUCUAACUCCCUCUUAAAUAUAGCCAAUGAACUGGCCUCAACUACCCUCUAUGGCAGAGAGUUCCAGAGAUUCACCACUCUGUGUGAAAAAAGUUUUUCUCAUCUCGGUUUUAAAGGAUUUCCCCCUUAUCCUUAAGCUGUGACCCCUCGUCCUGGACUUCCCCAACAUCGGGAACAAUCUUCCUGCAUCUAGCCUGUCCAACCCCUUAAGAAUUUUAUAAGUUUCUAUAAGACCCCCUCUCAAUCUCCUAAGUUCUAGAGAGUAUAAACAUAGUCUAUCCAGUCUUUCUUCAUAAGACAGUCCUAACAACCCAGGAAUCAGUCUGGUGAACCUUCUCUGCACUCCCUCUAUGGCAAUAAUGUCCUUCCUCAGAUUUGGAGACCAAAACUGUACGCAAUACUCCAGGUGUGGUCUCACCAAGACCCUGUACAACUGCAGUAGAACCUCCCUGCUCCUAUACUCAAAUCCUUUGCUAUGAAAGCUAACAUACCAUUGGCUUUCU